Molecule: messenger RNA, 7866 nt
Organism: Anolis carolinensis (green anole)
Lineage: Eukaryota; Metazoa; Chordata; Lepidosauria; Squamata; Anolidae
Gene: taok2
Product: TAO kinase 2
Exons: 18
Coding region: 771-4802 (1343 amino acids)
Biological process (GO): protein phosphorylation
Cellular component (GO): cytoplasm
Molecular function (GO): ATP binding; protein serine/threonine kinase activity
Source: RefSeq, a predicted model, not a curated record
ACCCACCCACCCGAAGCUCUCUUCCUUUCCUCUCUGGCCCCCUCCCCCGCCCCACUUCCCCGUCAGGACUGCCUUGUGGGCCUUCCCUACAACCCCACCCAUUUGCCCUUACACCUUUUACACCGUUAAGAAUAAAUACCUUUAGGCAUCUUCUUAUCUAGAGAGGGCUGCAGCAUUUCCCCAUAGCUUCCCCCACUUUUGUAAGGCCUCCUUUACCUUGCAUUUGCCCUGAUUUGGGUUCCCACCCACCCCGAAAUAAAGAGCCCAGAGGCGAGGCCCAGAGAUCGCUUUGCUGCAGAUCUCUGCCAGCCGUAAUUGGAAGUCCCCUCCCUUACACCUUGGCCCAGAGAUCCCUUUCUCCCCUUUUGCUGCAGCCAUGCCCCCAUCGCUUCCCCUUUAGCCCUCCUCCCCUGCACGUCUUCCCUUCUGCAGAUCCUCUGAAGGGGCUGUAGAUGCCCAGUCCUCCGACCCAGAGGCCUUCCUCAUCCAAGGAAGCCCGCGACAGUUCCCUGUGAGCCCUCUUCUUUGAUUGGAAGAAGGUGGAGGCGGUGGUGGUGGUCCGGGGUGUACUCCCCACCUCCCAUACCCUGGAGCUGGAGCCACAAGGGAACACAGUAUCCAGGCAGCAGCCAAGACUUACAGAUGUUGCCAUGAUAGCUGGCCAAUGGAGAAGUCAGUGACUCAUGCUUCCACUGAAAUAUCUGAAGAAAUCUUGUGGAAACUGAAAAGGUAAAGGGUAAGAGUGAGGCCUAGCCCCUUCCACGGCCAUCAUGCCGUCGAAUGCCCGGGCUGGCAGCUUGAAGGACCCUGAGGUGGCUGAACUUUUCUUCAAGGAUGACCCAGAGAAGCUUUUUGUUGACCUGCGGGAGAUUGGGCAUGGCAGCUUUGGCGCUGUCUACUUUGCCAGAGACAUACGCAACAAUGAAGUGGUGGCCAUCAAGAAAAUGUCCUACAGUGGGAAGCAAUCAAAUGAGAAGUGGCAAGACAUUAUCAAGGAGGUGAAGUUUCUGCAAAAGCUGCGACACCCAAACACAAUAGAGUAUAAGGGCUGCUAUCUACGAGAACAUACAGCAUGGCUGGUGAUGGAGUACUGCCUAGGUUCAGCCUCAGACUUGCUGGAAGUGCACAAGAAACCACUGCAAGAAGUAGAGAUUGCAGCCAUAACUCAUGGCGCCCUGCAGGGGCUUGCGUACCUGCAUUCGCACAACAUGAUACACAGAGAUGUGAAAGCUGGGAAUAUACUGCUGACAGAACCAGGACAAGUGAAGCUGGGGGACUUUGGCUCAGCCUCCAUCAUUGCUCCUGCUAACUCUUUUGUUGGCACUCCAUACUGGAUGGCUCCUGAGGUGAUCCUAGCCAUGGAUGAGGGACAGUAUGACGGCAAGGUGGAUGUCUGGUCUCUUGGCAUCACUUGCAUCGAACUUGCGGAGCGCAAACCACCUCUCUUUAACAUGAAUGCUAUGAGUGCCUUAUACCACAUCGCCCAGAAUGAUUCUCCUCUCCUCCAGUCCAGUCACUGGUCUGAAUAUUUCCGGAACUUUGUGGAUUCGUGCCUGCAGAAGAUCCCCCAGGACCGCCCAACCUCUGACGUGCUGCUCAAGCAUCGCUUCCUGUUGAGAGAACGACCUCAGACAGUUAUCAUGGACCUGAUCCAACGGACUAAGGAUGCUGUAAGGGAGCUUGACAACUUGCAAUAUCGCAAAAUGAAGAAAAUCCUUUUCCAGGAGGCGCAGAAUGGCCCAAAUGCUGAAGCACCAGAAGAAGAGGAGGAGGUGGAACAGUUUCUCCACCGGACAGGCACCAUUAACAGCAUGGAGAGCAGCCAUUCGGUGCCCAGCAUGUCCAUCAGUGCCAGCAGCCAGAGCAGCAGUGUCAACAGCCUGGCAGAUGCCUCCGAUGAUGACGAUGGGGCUGAGAUCGCCAUGAUGCAGGAAGGCGAGCACACAGUCACCUCCAACAGCUCAGUCAUCCAUCGUCUCCCGGGCCAUGACAAUUUGUAUGAUGACCCCUACCAGCCUGAGAUGGAGCCCCAGAGCUCAUCCUCAGCUGCCCGACGCCGUGCCUACUGCCGCAACCGAGACCACUUCGCCACCAUCCGUACUGCUUCCCUGGUGACUCGUCAGAUCCAGGAGCAUGAGCAAGACUCAGCCCUGCGGGAUCAGAUGAGUGGCUACAAGCGGAUGCGGCGCCAGCAUCAGAAGCAGCUCUUGGCUCUAGAGAACAAGCUCCGGGCAGAGCUGGAUGAGCACCAGCUGCGGCUGGACAAGGAGCUGGAGGCCCACCGCAACAACUUCUCUGCUGAGGCUGAGAAACUGGCCAAGAAGCACCAAGCUAUUUUUGAGAAGGAGGCAAAGGCAGCCCUGGCAGAGGAGAAGAAAUUCCAGCAACAUAUCUUGGGCCAGCAGAAGAAAGAAUUGGGCAACUUACUGGAAUCACAGAAGCGCCAGUAUAAGCUGCGCAAGGAGCAGCUCAAAGAGGAACUGCAAGAGAACCAGAGCACACCCAAGCGGGAGAAGCAAGAGUGGCUGCUGAGGCAGAAAGAGAAUAUGCAGCAUUAUCAGGCUGAGGAAGAGGCCAAUCUUCUGCGUCGUCAGCGGCAAUACUUUGAGUUGCAGUGCCGCCAGUACAAACGCAAGAUGCUGCUGGCACGCCACAAUUUGGACCAGGACCUGCUGCGGGAGGAGUUGAACAAAAAACAGACGCAGAAGGAUCUUGAGUGCGCUAUGCUGCUGCGCCAGCAUGAGUCCACCCAGGAACUGGAGUUCCGGCACCUGCACACCGUCCAGCGCACCCGCACAGAGCUCACUCGCCUACAGCACCAAACUGAGCUUUCGAAUCAGCUGGAGUACAACAAGCGUCGUGAGCAGGAGUUGCGCCAGAAACACGCCAUGGAGGUCCGGCAACAGCCUAAGAGCCUCAAAGUAGGUGCUACCUACACCUCGCCUUGCUGCCAGUGUUGCCCGGAAGGGCAGGAUGAAGGGUUUCUGGAGCCAGGGCGGGGGCCUCCGGGGGUUCUGGAAAUGGACAAAUGUGAGCCUCAAGUUCUGGAGUCUGUACCAGACCAGUUGGGUGGGCCUGGUCCUUGUGACUGUUUGGCUGGGCUUCACAAGCAUCUGGUGGAUUCAGAUGCAGGAUGUGCACAUGUUGGGUACCUUGGCCUAGAAGGGUCAGAAUUGGCUGUUCUGAAAUCAGGCAAUCUUUGUUGUGAUGAUCUAGAGCAUUACAAACAUUUCGGAGAGACUUUAGAACCAGUUCAGGAUGAUACUAACAUUGUAGACUUAGGAAUAAAAGGUCCAGACCUUUUAGAGAAGUGCAUCCAUGCCAGGGCGAUUCUGAAUCCUGAGCUAGACUACCAUGGACAUAUGGUUCUAGAGUACAGCCAGGAGGAGGAAGAUUAUCUAGAUCAGAAUCUGUCUCUGCGGGCUCUUAUUAAGGACUUGUCACAAAAGAGAGCUCUGGAUCUAGGUGAGCAGGGUUUAGAAGCUUUGGUGUCUGAACUGAGGAGUUCUGGAGAUGUAGAUUUGGUUUGGCAGCGCUUAACUGAUGUCAUUCCAGAUGGUCAGGAAGUUACAGCUCUCGAACAGAGAUGCCUUGGGCUUGAAGGAAAGGAGAGUGGAGUCUGUGAAGAAGGACAGGUUCUAGACUUCAGUGGAUCACUCUUGAAACAGCAAGAGGGAGCAGCAGGUUUAGAAUUAAGCCAGAAGUUUCUUGAGGGAGUGGAUCAUUACAGAGACGGUUCUAGAGUUUUGUUACCAAUCCGGGGCUAUCCAGGUGUUGCUGAACCUGAUGGGCAAGAGGCUGAUAAGCUAGAGCCAUUUAGAUAUGAAGAGGAUUUAUACCCCCAUUCUUUACCACCUAUUGUAGAGGAAGGAGCCCUGCGAGGCCCAGGGGAUGGCUGCCCAGCCCCUGAAGACCCCUGCAGUCAACUGAGCAAUAGCAAAGCCCACCCUGUCCCAGCUCCAGUAGCAGCCAUUUUGCCUCAUGCGCUCUGUGUCGCUUUGGCAUUGUUGGUCUCUGCCUAUCCCUGUGCCCCAACUCUCCUGCUGCUCCUGGCUGCUCUUUGGGCCCAGGGUGGAGGGUUUCAAGAUAUCCUUCUGGCCCUUGAGGGUGGGCUGGUGGGCUUGGGGGUUACAUACACCCUGUUGCACUCUAUUUUUCUCCUCUCUGGUUCCUCCUUUCUACUGUUGGCCAAGAUGGCAGGAGCAGUGGGUGUGGUGGGCCUAAGUGCCAGUAGGGGCCGCUUGUAUGUGCCAGUCAUCCUCCUGGCAUCCUACCUUUUAGCAUCCCCGUGGCUUUUCUUGCCCCUAUAUCUCUUAGGGGCAAUGGCAAGACAUAGCCUGAGGGGAUUCCCCCGCCGUGCCCGCCGUUUUUGGCUGCUGCUCCUCCUCCGCCUCCCGCGCCCAGCUUUCCGCAUCCUGCAGCGUCUGGGUAUGGUUAGUGAGCGAGGGCUCUUCCGCCUCUUUCCCAAAACUAACAAAGGCGGCUUCCGUAGCCGUAUCCCGGUGCUGUCGCGACUACGGCAGCCACCUCUCCCCUGGCACCACAGAGUCAUAGCUCUCCUUGGCAAGCCAAUUUGCAGCCUCAACAAACUCCUCACCAAGGUAAUUUGUGCCCAGUUGCCGCCUUCUGCUCUGCGCUGCCUCAAGGGGCUGCAUGUCUUGCGCGAGGAAAAGCCUAGCCGCAUACCCCGCCUCUUGAACCGCACAGCCAGGCCAAGAGGUCAUUCCAUGGGCUUUGCAAGACGUUUGAGUCGGCGAAGUCGUGGGCAGGCUACCCAGCCUUCCAAGAAGCCCUGGAGAUAAUGGGCCUUGACUAAUCAAAAGGAGCACAAGCCUCCUCUAAAAGAGAGGUAAUUCUGAUGCAUCUUGGAUGCCCUGGUCCUUAGUCUAUCACACAGAAUUUGGCCAAUCUCUGGAAUUCUGAGAGAAGAGCCAAAGCCACUUGCAGUAUUGAUAGUGAAAGCUACUUCAUUCCUCCCUUUGUGUAAUAUUGCCAUAGAGGGAGAUAGGUCAAUGUCUUAAUGCCAGGGGAACCCAAGCAGGGUCUGCUGGACGAAAGGAGUCUUGACAUGGGGAGGAGGAACCAUGGGUUUGAGCCAGCACCCUAUUUGUUCACAUUUUGGUGUUGCUGUGUGUUCAUUAUCCCAACGAGGAAAGAAUCAUCUAAUGCCCUUUUGAGCUGGCAGUUUGGGUGGGUUAAAAGAAAUUGUUCUAUGUGGGCUGGCUGGGGAAAGACAAAGAAUUUUGUGUUGUGGGUGAAGCUGAAAUCCUUUAAAAUUGAGAUGUGAGAUGUAUGUGUGUUAAUGCAUUUGUAGGUUUGAACCUAACAGGCCCUGAAUCAACACACCUCAAAGAAAAGAGUAGUUUGAUAAUAAGAGCUGCAGGCUUGCAGAAACUCUCUCUGGUAGCCUCCUUUCAAACAUCUGGGCACAGUUGCUCUCUGUUGAAAUAUACUUUGCACAAGGAGGCAAUCCAGGUGUUCCGGGUUUUGACAGCAUAACAAGGCCAACAAAAGGUUGGAUGGUGUUGCGGCUUAGAGUAUUAAUACGAAUGGAAUGUGAUCUAGAGCUUUGAGAUAAUACUUUUUGGGCUAUUAUUCCUUUAAUUCCCCCAAGAAGAUAGGCCUGUGGCUAUGGCUGCUGGGGAAUUCUGGAAGAUGUAGCCCUAGAAAGUACCUUUUCCAAGAUCUGUUUCUGUUUUGGAAAAGUUUCCACUCUGUUUUGACCUGACAUGGAAGCUGAAGAAAUUAAAAGGGUGCACAUGUUUCAAGAAAGCAGACUCCUCCCAGCUCCUCAGGGCUUUCUAAUUUUAGGUGAUUCUUUCGCCGUUCAAAUAUAUAUAUUUUCCACAAAUUUAUAAAUAUAUAUAUAUAUUUAUCAUUUCCCACCCUAUUUGUAACAUCCCCCUUCAUUUCACUUUUUUUGUUUGUUUUGACUUGAAUGUAUAUAUACUUCUGUGUGUAUGUAGGACUAAGGCUUGGUAACCAUGAUAUAAAACAGUUUUGUGGGACGGGAAAAAGAGAGAUAAUGUGAGAUUUUUAUUUUUUUUAAAAUAUAAUCUAACCAAAAAUGGGAGAAAUCUACAGAAAAGAACCAUUAGGUAGUCCGUCGUCCCCCCUCCCCCCAAAGUGACAGAUAAUAAUGGAAAACCGCAUUCUUGGCCUUUGAAACUGCUUUGGGCCAAUAGUCUUUAUAUAAGCAGUUGAAUUUUAUGGUUUGAUACUUUAAUUUCUGUUGAUAUAAAUAUGGACACAUGCACAUUUUUGUAACAUUACAUAGAAACCUAAGAUGACUUGACAUUUAAUAUCUCCCACAGUGUUGAGAAAGCUGUGGGUUUUGCUAAUGGAGGACCUGAUCUUUUAAAUUUCCCCAUAUGUAGAAAUUUAGAUCACCUCUGCUUUUGUGCUACUUAAUGAAAUAUAGAAACCACUGGAGGAGCUGAGAUGUCUUGGAUUCUUCCUUUUGCCAGGGACUCGAUCUUUCCUUUCCUACCCGUAGAAUCUGGGUGCCCCACUGCUUGGGGUUUAUACCUAUAUAACCACGUUCACCUUCUCCAUUCUUACCCAUUCCUUUACAUCUCUUCCAGUACAUUGACCUGAGAGCUAUUUUAGUGAGCUUUGCUGAAAACAGUUCGGUUCCUCAAGGAUCUCUGUCUCCAGACAUUUCUGGCUUAAGCCAAAGCAGCCAACUUUGUGUUUGGUGGCCCAGUAGCAUCUAGAUGAGAUGGCAGCAUUUCUAACCCAAGCAGCAGCCGUGCUGAAGAGUUAUAUGUAACACAAGUUCCCAUAAAUCUCCCCUGAUAAUGAUGCUUUUGGAAAUCAUUGUCUUGCCUAUUUUACCUCUUAACCAGGAAGCACCAAAACACUAUGGCAGUGUCCACUAGUCCAGGUAUAUUGGACUACAGUCCACAAUUUCUGGAAAGAACCAGGUUGGGUUCGGUCUGAGAUUCUUGAUACAAUUCAUUUGAGUAACUUUGCUGCUAGUUUCUUUUUAAAAUCAAAUUUUAGGAAACAAACUAAUUUGUUUCUGUGAUGAAUGCUGCCACAGACCCACAAAAAUGGCCAAGCAUUUUGUUUGUAUGCAAAUUAUUGGACCUUGGCUUCAUUGGCUACACACAGAACGAUCCACUUCAAGAGUAAAUUUAGUUUCUUUCAGAAGUAUUUCAAGUACACUUCCUCAGGUAGAAUUUUUCACAUUCCUUUUUACCACUUCUGUAGCAGGUGAAGGCUGACCAUGUUUUCAAUCCUUUAAAUAGUUUUGAGAGUAAUAGACUGUAACCCUUAAUAAUUGGGGAUUCAUUUUUAAAUUGUAUCUGUUAAUACUACAUUUUUAUCAUUUUUAAUUAUGUCUUGGUUUUUCUAUUCUUAAUUUGUCCCACAUGUACAUUGAGCACUAGAUUUUGUACUUCUCCCUUUUUUGGUUCAUUUGUAGGUUUUUUUAAAAUUUAUUCCAGUUUUGUUUAUUCAUUGAGUCAUUUUUAGCAUUCUUCUAACCCUUUUUACGGCCAAACAUAGUUUAAUUAAUCCAGAUUCUAUUUUGUUCAUUUUAAUAUUGUACUUGUAUUUCUUCCCAUUUUCAUGUGUGUGUUUGAGCAGUGUUUUUCCCUUACCUUCCUUGCAUAUUUUUUUUGAAUUUCUGUUAAAUAUUUUUAAUUUAUUUCUCCCAAUUGCGUGUGGGGAGAGGUGUUCAUCUGUGGUUUUAUUUAUUUCUCCCUUUCCCUGUUGUGGAUGCAUGUGAAAUUUUGAAGGAAAAAAAAUCAAUAAAAAAAUUCUGCACCACAAUUCAACACCUCCGUAUUGUGAGUUUUGACUUUGAUUUGAUUUGGUUCUUUUCUCACCUUUUAAAUAAAACGAGGCACUAUAAGCUUA